Messenger RNA from Cajanus cajan (pigeon pea), 811 nucleotides. RefSeq lists its product as uncharacterized. The record is from RefSeq and is a predicted model, not a curated record. NCBI's taxonomy places the organism in Eukaryota, Viridiplantae, Streptophyta, Magnoliopsida, Fabales, Fabaceae. Gene Ontology annotation, molecular function: electron transfer activity.
CAAGAAGCAAAUCUUACUUAAUUUACAUUAUUAAUUCCCUUGUGGCUGUGAGAGCAUAGAGCAUAAUGAGUUUGAAGUUUGGGCAUGGACUCAUGUUACUAGUUAUUAUAAGUGCUUCAAUGUUUUCAUUGAGCAUGGCCAACAAGGACUGGUCUUUUGGUUUCAACUACACUGAUUGGUGGUCCAGAUUCGGGAAUCAUCCUCAGAACAAAACACAACAACAACCUAAGCAAAUACUUGUGGGUGGCUCUGAGCAUUGGCACUUCGGCUACAACUACUCUGAUUGGGCCAUCAAGAAUGCCCCAUUUUACAUCAACGAUACUCUAGUUUUCAAAUAUGAUGCUCCAAAUGCCACUAGUUUCCCACACAGCGUGUACAUGUUUAAAAGUUUCGGGAGCUUCUUGAAGUGUGACAUUAAAAAUGCUAAGAUGGUGGCGAAUUCCACGCAAGGUGUAGGAAAGGGCUUCAAGUUUGUGCUGAAGAAGUGGCAGCCUCACUACUUCGCCUGUGGCGAGCGAAAUGGAUUCCAUUGCAACAAUGGCACCAUGAAGUUCGCUGUGAUGCCUAUGCUUCGUCCCUUCUGGCAGUGGCCAUGAGAAAACAAAAUUUCACAACUAUUUGCAGCUUUUCAUAUUUAUGUUUUACUUAUAUGUUUUGUUUGAAGACAUUUGGCAAAUAAAACUCUGGUUUCAGAUUGAUUGAUUUUAAUCAAUUUAAUAAUACUAUUUGUAGUGUUGUAUUACAAACUGUGGUUUCAGAUUCAUUAAUUUUAAUCAAUUUAAUAAUACUAUUUGUAGUGUUGUAUUACAAU